CCAGAGGGCGCUCAGUCACCGGCAGGUCACACACUUCCGGUUUGUUCAGUCGACUAUGGCAGCGACAUUGAAGCCAUAUCUUACAGCGGUUAAGCAUACGCUUACCGCUGCAAUGUGCCUGCAGAACUUUGAUUCACAAAUAGUGGAACGACAUAAUAAACCCGAAGUUGAAGUAAAAAGCAGUAAAGAGUUGCUCUUAGUACCUGUAGUUAUUAGCAGGAAUGAAAGGGAACGAGUUUUAAUAGAGGGGUCCAUUAACUCACUACGAGUUAGUAUAGCAGUGAAACAGGCUGAUGAAAUUGAGAAAAUCUUGUGUCACAAGUUCAUGAGGUUUAUGAUGAUGAGAGCAGAAAACUUUAUUAUCCUCAGGAGAAAACCAGUAGAAGGCUAUGACAUCAGUUUCCUCAUCACCAACUUCCACGCAGAGCAGAUGUACAAACACAAGUUGGUGGACUUCAUCAUCCACUUCAUGGAGGAAAUAGACAAGGAAAUUAAUGAAAUGAAACUAGCUGUCAACUCAAGGGCACGACUUAGUGCAGAAGAAUUCUUGAAAAGGUUUUAGGCAUCACAUCUCCACAGCGUGCUGGUAAAAUGUCCAUAUUCAGAACAUGCAAUGGAUGACGGGACUUCUGGUCCCACUUUGAAAUGGAGGAACAUGCAACUAGCCUUUGGCCAGCGCAGUCUUUGUGACAUGUCUUCAUGGACGGUCACAAGUGUUGUAAAUAUGUAUGCAUUGUAACGGCUAUGUUUGAAUACAGAGAAUCGGUGGGACAGAGACGUAUUCUGAACAACGUGCCUGGGGAAUGCUAUAAACCCGCUUAAUCAUACUCUGAGAAUACGGAAGGGAGUAUGGCCUAGAACGUAAUAUGCGUAAAUAUAAAUUGAAGUACAUGUUAGAGUUCAAUAUUGACAGUUAUAGGAGGAAUGUAUUAUUACAAACCUUGAUUUAUUUGAUGAGGUUGUUCCUGAUUGGUAAAAAGUUACGUGAUGGAAGUCGAGGCGUUGAGUUUGUUGUGUGUGGCUACCGUAUUCGACGUAUUAAGAGCACCGGGCCUGUAAGAAAUUUUCAAGUGUGAUUGCUUAUCAAGGACUUCCCAUUCCAUUUUGUUUUCACUAGAUUAAUCUUCUGAAUCAAUUAUUAUUCGUCUAAUAUAAAAGAACAUAUCUAGGUGUUAUGUUAAUUGGAGGCUUGGAGUUUUGUUUUCAAAACUUGUUGAAAGUACUCAUUCAAUCAUGGUGCUUAAAGGCCACAACAUCGACGGUUCUGGGUGUUUUUUAAUCAUGCAUGAAAUUUCCGUGUGAAACUCAAAAAGUAGAUUACAAUGUAAAAGCCUGUUGUUAAGAAAGCAUGGGGUAUUCACUGGAAAGAAGUGCUUCCUGACCAGCUAAUGAGCCUACACCCAUAGUGUGGUCGAUGGAGCAGAAACUUCUCUCGCAGCGUAAGCUUGGCAGUUAUCGGUAUUGUUUGCAAACAAUGCUUCAGAACGGUCGACGUCCUGGCACUUUAAUGCAUCAAAUACGGUACAACAUUAACCCAAUAUUGUGAAGGACGCUAUAGAAAUUGUGGGUGAACAUUCAUUGUGAUUAAUUAUGACUUAAGUUUCAUUUUUCUUUAAAAACAGGCCAGUUCAAGUAUUUUCGUUUGCAAAGAUUCAAGCUCUGUAUUUACACUAUUUUGUCAUAUCAUGGUUUUCUUAUAUUUCUGUUCAGAAUUGUCGAUGUCCACAUAGUAAUUUUACCUUGUGCUAAGUCAUCAUCAGAUAAACAAGGUUCUGUGUUGAGCCCAGUAUCAUCCUCGAUAAUACAGGGUAAUUUAUCUCCAUUCCACUCCGAUAAGUAUGCAGGAUUUAUUCACCACCAUAGCUUUGUUUUGAGUCCAUAAUGAAUGACAUGAUGCUAAAAAAUAGCUGGCCAAUCAAAUUAUGAAGACUUUUCAUUAGAGAUAAGUGGCAAUACCACAGUACUCGACUCGAUAGCUAAGUCUCAAAUACAACUUGGAACUAGUAGCACAAGGACCUCUGCCCUCACUUUAUAUAUUUCAAAAUUUUUUUGUCUUGUUAAAAGUACAUACACGAAACCUUCUGAUUUGAGUAACGAUAUGAGCAUGCUCCUACGAGGCCUGUAAUUUAAAUGUGGAUCUAUGUCAAGCUCUUGGUCGGAGGAAUCAUGUAGACUGGGUGUAGAUUUCAAACUCUGUUCAGUGAAAAGAGAGAUGGAGACAAAAUGAAACAUUGACAAGGAAUAGGUCCAGGAUCUGUAUCAUAUUAUACUACUAUAACAGUUAAGGAUCACCAGACUCUUUCAUAGUACUGUUGUUAAUCGGGUUGUCCUUAACUUUUUUGAGUGGUAUAGAAUGGAGAUAUAAUACACUGGAAAGUCAAAGAUGUAGUGAACAUGGUGAUAGUAAAUUGUUUCACCUUCGAAGUGAUGGAUCGCGGUACCAAAUGCACUCUUUCCUUAUAUUUUGUUCAGAUUUAUUUUUCUACAAUACCAAAUGAAUCUUGAUUUUCAAAUUAUUACUAAUAUUCAUAUAUUUAUUCCACACAUAGAUUUGAAAGUGCUUGAUUUGUAGUUUAGGAUGAUUUUUCAGUUUCUUUCAUAUUGUGUAAUCACUCUUUGUGGCAUUGAAUAGAUUGAACGGGUAACCUGUUGUCUGCAGCUGUUUGUGACCUUGUUUGUCAUUAGGAGAUUAAUUUUAGCGCUAAUUAAAUUGGCAUUAUGAAACUAAACCGUCUUCUUCAGAAAAAUAUUCGUGAUUUUCCUUCGAAUGUUUGAGCAUGUUGAGUACUUCCGUCAGUUUGAAAGAUAGUGCAUUUGGUUAAACCCGGGGAUAGGUUGUCACUGGGAUGUUAACGGUAGUUGGAAUACAAUCAGAAAUGAGAAUUAGUUGUUUUGUUCGUAAAUUACAUAGACAUAAUUAGACUCUGUCUAACCAGACCUGACAAUGCCUAGUGACAUGGUGGAAAUUUAAUUUUGUCUCUGUAGUUCUUCUUUAAUUAUUAUUAUUAUUAUUAUUACUAUUAAAAUUGUUUUCACAUAAUUCUUUAUUAAUCUUUUGUAAUCACAUUGGACACAAAAAGUAGUUUUUGCUUAUUUUGUAGACACAGCAAGUCUCUUGGCUUUCCAACACAUUAAUGAUAUAUAUCUCCAUGCUAAACAAAUAUAUCUUGCAUUAACUGGUAAUGCCACGACUGGGACUUUGAGUUGCCAGUGAUCUAAGGUGGUAUCUUAAAUACAGUGUAUGAUUUGUAAAAUUGAUUUGAAUAUAAAACGUGUACAAAAGCUGUCACUUAAAUAAAUGAAUCCUUAUUAUUUA
Molecule: messenger RNA, 3316 nt
Organism: Haliotis rufescens (red abalone)
Lineage: Eukaryota; Metazoa; Mollusca; Gastropoda; Lepetellida; Haliotidae
Product: actin-related protein 2/3 complex subunit 4
Exons: 6
Coding region: 56-562 (168 amino acids)
Biological process (GO): Arp2/3 complex-mediated actin nucleation; actin filament polymerization
Cellular component (GO): Arp2/3 protein complex; actin cytoskeleton
Molecular function (GO): actin filament binding
Source: RefSeq, a predicted model, not a curated record